AUGGAUAAGACGUCCCACUGCCCCUACUCUACGUCGAGACACUCUUCGGCCCCGGUUUCAAAGCAAAAGCACGACAAAGAUGCAAAGAGCCCGUCAAGGAGCAAGGCCUCUGUUGGCCUAGUCGGUGCUCGAGGCCACAUUGGUCGGGCACUGUGCACCCUCCUCGACUCCCAUCCCAAUAUCGAACUCACACACAUUUCGUCGCGCGAGCUUGCCGGGUCGACAGUGGCUGAUUAUACCAAGUCUACCAUUAUGUACGAAAACCUAUCGCCUGAAGAUGUACGGAACCUGGAAGCUAGCGGUGCUGUAGAUUGCUGGGUGCUGGCACUACCGAACGGCCUGAGCGAUCCUUACGUAGCUGCUACCGACGCGGCCUCGUCUGGAACCAAUGCGAAAACGGUCAUCGUGGACCUGUCAGCAGACCACCGGUUCGACAACUCCUGGACAUACGGGCUCCCCGAGUUGACCAGACGCACCGAUAUCGCGCGCGCUACACGAAUAUCCAACCCUGGGUGCUUCGCGACAGCUGCCCAACUUGCUCUGGCCCCCAUUCUCAAGUUUUCAAGCGAUAGUCCCACCGUUUUUGGCGUGUCGGGUUACUCGGGCGCCGGCACCAAACCUUCGCCAAAGAACGAUCUCGAUCUGCUCAGGGAUAAUAUCUUACCAUACGGCGUCGUGGAUCACGUCCACGAGCAGGAGAUCAGCACGAAACUUGGCCGGCACGUAAGCCUCAUUCCACACGUCGGUCAGGUCUAUCGGGAAUAUUACCCUGACGAGAAGCUCAUUUCUAUUAUCGAUGACACGCCCCUGGUCAGACAAAUAUCGGGGACCCAUGGGGUUGAGAUUGGCGGAUUUACUGUCGAUUAUAGCGGCAAGAGGUUGGUUCUUUUUGCUACUAUUGAUAACCUCAACAAAGGAGGUGCCACACAAUGCCUCCAGAAUAUGAAUCUGGCCCUUGGCUUUCCCGAGUUUGAAGGUGUUCCGAUCCCCCCUCCUUCAUGA
This is a messenger RNA of Fusarium oxysporum Fo47, 1002 nucleotides long. RefSeq lists its product as uncharacterized. Lineage: Eukaryota; Fungi; Ascomycota; Sordariomycetes; Hypocreales; Nectriaceae. The transcript has 4 exons. The coding region runs from base 1 to 1002 and encodes 333 amino acids. The record is from RefSeq and is a predicted model, not a curated record. Gene Ontology annotation, molecular function: N-acetyl-gamma-glutamyl-phosphate reductase (NADP+) activity; NAD binding.